ACAAGACUUAGAUGAUUAUACAACAUCUGAAAUAGAAAACCCUAUAGAUGAAUUAUUAGAUCAACUUAGAACUGAAUUUCACCCUUUACGAUUUGAAUACUGGAUACUAUAUAAAAAUAGAAUACCAUAUCCACAAGAUAAAUUUGAUCCAAGAACCUGA
Messenger RNA from Racocetra persica, 160 nucleotides. The record is from the annotation of a GenBank genome assembly. Lineage: Eukaryota; Fungi; Glomeromycota; Glomeromycetes; Diversisporales; Gigasporaceae.